GCAAAUUUCCAAUAGCGUGACAAGUAGCUGUUUCAUGGUGGUAAGGUACUAUCGAUGUAUUAGGUGUCUGCCACCAGCAGAACGGUCGCCAAAACAAAACAAAGUCGCGCCUUCAUAGCAUCAUUCAUGCAGUGUUACAUCGCCACAGUCCCCUGGACAUAUGUUGUUGUAUGUAGUACAAGAAAUCCGCAAUGUUUGAGCUGUAUGAUUGCAGCUGCACAUUUUCCUUCUCGGAACAGCAACAGUUCUUGGAGGAUAACGACGACGACUACGACAAGAACAACGGUAUCUCGCAAGAGGAUCAGUAUCCCAGUAGCCUCCAAGAAUUGCUCCUCCUCGGAAACGAACCAGCCAAUACCCUAAAAUCAGAAUCAAGAAGUCCAAGAACUUCCGAGUCAACCGAUACCACUUGCAACAUGGCUUCCUUUGAACGAAGUGACUCGGACAAGAGUCUGGGUGUUCAUGCCUGCAUUAGUGCAGAUCAGAACGAUAGCAAGGAUAAUUUGCCCGAGGAAGACCCACCCGAGCUACAAGGAGUCCGGUCAUCCUCCAACACGCUGUCUCGUUUGCUCCGAUCUUCCUCGAUUACGUCUACCGAGUCUCCGCAUUGCCCCAUCUGCCUCGAUCCCAUGACACCCAUUGAUCACCAGCAUCCCUUGCAGUGUCCCACACGACAUUGUCACUACAACUUUUGCACGUCGUGUGUCCAAUCCUUGCUCUCCAGUUCCAAAGAUGACUUUGAAAUGGCCAGUGAUGGCAAUGCUCAUGUCAAGAUUUAUCUGCACUGUCCCAACUGCCGGGCGGACUUGAGUACCACCUUUCGAGAUGUUCUCUUGUUGCGGAAAGUCGAUAUGGUACAUUGGUUAUUGGCACAACGCAGCAGCCAAUACAGGGAACUGACACCCUCCCAACAACGCACUCAGGCUGCCAUGCAGGAACUGCACGUCCAAGAAGCCAUCCAGGCGGCUCGGGAAAAAGAGGUCAUCUUUUGGAAGACGCAUCAUCGUGAUAGUAUGAGCUUUGGUAGUAACAGUCUCCUUCUGGACGAUGAAGAGGACGACCUGAGUGAGCACAAACAUGAUGAUACCACCGGUGAGCAGCUCUUACGGCAGUCCAUGCAUCGGUACGAAUCCAGUCGUCGACUACGAGAUGGAUCGUUUUCCUAUGAAGAAUGGGGAGUGGAGGCAGAUUUGGAUAAUGGCGUUCAUUCGUCCUUUCGAGCACACAACACUCAAGGGGAUGAUAGUAAGACGCAGUCAUCUUCCAAAAAGUAUGACAACAGUGCAAGCAGCAAGCCGGCGUCCUUUCGCAAGCCCCUGGAUGAAACUCUUUUGCAAGGAUUGGAAAAGUGCAUGACCCAUGCCGAGCAACUCCAAGUGACGCACUGGAUGACUUCGGGCAAUCCGGAUCUGUUGGCACAAGCGGCUCAAACCUUGCGAAAGAUUGAAGAGGAUGCCAGACACGGAGUCAUGCCAGCGGACCGACAAAAGGUAAUGAACCGAAGAGGCUCCGUCUUUGAAAUAGUGGAAGAGACACGCCAAUUGGAGGAAAACCCAAAACCACCACCAGGAUCCCCACGCGCUAAUAAUGGUGGCAAUGUCAUGGACAGUUUUGCACGCCGCAUGACUCCACGACAGCGACAACAGCUUCUGAUGAAACAACAGCGGGCAGAACAUGUCAAGUUGGAAAUGGCCAUGGCUGCGAGGGCGUCCAUUUUGGAACGUUGUCCUCUCCCGGUUCGAAUGCCCAAGGCCAUGGUCCUGGAACUGAAUCAAGAUCCCGACGGAAGAAGAUUCCCACUGCGAUUCUGUAACGACAACUGGGAUGGCACGGUCUUGGAUGCCUACAGCAAACUUACUGUCAAUGCCGUUGGGAGGCGUGCCUUGGCAUCGUCGCCAACCGGAAGCCCUUGGACCGUGACCAAAAAAGCUCAAACGUCGCAUGAGGGUGUGUUCCAUGUGUUGAGCCAGGGACAGUAUCAGCGACAUUACGGUGAAGUGCAACUGACCAAGUAUGGAGAAACACCACCGAGGGUGUUGGUCGCGUCGGUCCAAGGCACGGCUGGAAGGCAGGGUGUCAUGAAGGGAGACGUCGUCACUCACAUUGAUGGGGUCGCGCUGGACAAUGAUGAACGGUCUGUCGAAUCACUCGUGGCAUUGCUGCGGGCGAAGCGACAGGACGGCCAAGAAACCGUCCAGGUUGUGUUGAAUGGUGAGGCUUCCAUUGCCGAAGCUUUGAGCCGACGUGCGGUCGUCAUGGAGGAAUUCCUGAACGAUUGAAGGAUUGGUUAAACAUCCAAAGAAACAAAGCCAACAAUGAAGGACCGAAUGAAUCACUAGCUAGUGUACGGUAGCGCUGCAUAAUUCCAUAACUGCUUCCAUUACU
Molecule: messenger RNA, 2385 nt
Organism: Seminavis robusta
Lineage: Eukaryota; Bacillariophyta; Bacillariophyceae; Naviculales; Naviculaceae
Source: the annotation of a GenBank genome assembly